Molecule: messenger RNA, 1328 nt
Organism: Alligator mississippiensis (American alligator)
Lineage: Eukaryota; Metazoa; Chordata; Crocodylia; Alligatoridae
Gene: PAQR4
Product: progestin and adipoQ receptor family member 4
Exons: 3
Coding region: 57-875 (272 amino acids)
Cellular component (GO): membrane
Molecular function (GO): signaling receptor activity
Source: RefSeq, a predicted model, not a curated record
GCCAUGCUAAGCAGGGGGCGGGGCUCCGGCCGGCUCCGGGCCGGGUCGGGCCGGGCAUGGCCGGGCUGGGCGCCCCGCGGCUCCUGGACUGGGCCAGCUCCCCGCCGCACCUGCAGUUCAACCGCUUCGUGCUCACGGGCUACCGGCCGGCCAGCUCCGGGCCCGGCUGCCUGCGCAGCCUCUUCUACCUGCACAACGAGCUGGGCAACAUCUACACGCACGGCAUCCCACUGCUGGGCUUCCUCGUGCUGGUGCCUCUGAGUAUCCCGUGGGGGCGGCUGUCAGCGGCCUGGCUGGGGGCCGUGCACUACCUGGCCUGCAUCUCGCCCCAGCUGGGCAGCGUCCUCUACCACCUUUUCAUGAACCAUGAGGGCGGCCCGGCUGUCUACCACACCCUGCUCACCCUUGACAUGUGCGGCGUCUGCCUCGUCAACACCCUUGGGGCCCUGCCCAUCAUCUAUUGCACGCUGGCGUGCCGCCCGCUGCCGCGCAGUGCUGCCCUGCUGGCCUACUCGGGGCUGUCAAGCUACGCGCUGCUGUGCGCCGUGACGGCCCGCUCCAACGUGCGGCGCCUGCGGUCCUUUGCCUGGCAGGCCCUCUUCCGCUUCUUCUUCUUCUACCUGCGCUGGGCCGGGCUGGGCACUGGGCACCCAUCCUCGCUGCGCUCCUAUCUGAUCAUGGACGGGCUGGCCCUCCUGGGGGGCGUCAUCAACAUCUCCCGGAUACCCGAGCGGUGGCGCCCAGGUCACUUUGACUACUGGUUCAACAGCCACCAGAUCAUGCACGUGCUGGUGGUGGUGAGCAUCCUGCACCUCCACUGGGGGGUGGUGGCUGACCUGCGGUGGCUCACCAGCUACGUGUGCCCCCAGAACUGAGGCGGGCUCCCAUUGGCUGAGUGCUGGUGGGCAGAGGUCUUCAGGAUGGCUGGAUCAGCUCCUGUUGGCCAAGGAUUCUUCAGGCUCAGAUCCCAUUUGCCAGGAAUGUCUUCAGGAUGGGCAACAGUAGAGCCCCAUUGUUCAAAGGGUCCUGGAGGUCAACUCCUGCUGGCUGAAGGGAUCUUCAGGAUCAGCUCCUAGUGGCCAAAAGUUUUUCAGCAUCAACUCCUGUUGGCCAAGAAUGUCCUCCUGAUGGCCAGCAAUGGACUCCCAUUGGCCAAAGGAUCUUCAGGAUCAACUCCCAUUGGCCAAGAAUGUCUCCCUGAUGGCCAGCAAUGCACUCCCAUUGGCCAAAAGGUCUUCAGGAUCAACUCCCAUUGGCCAAGAAUGUCUCCCUGAUGGCCAGCAAUGCACUCCCAUUGGCCAAAAGGUCUUCAGGAUCAACUCCCAUUG